Molecule: messenger RNA, 1467 nt
Organism: Dinoponera quadriceps
Lineage: Eukaryota; Metazoa; Arthropoda; Insecta; Hymenoptera; Formicidae
Product: papilin-like
Exons: 3
Coding region: 106-762 (218 amino acids)
Source: RefSeq, a predicted model, not a curated record
GUGUUUUAACACCGCUUAGUAGUAAUAACAGCAGCUACGAACCGGUCGCUCGUCAAUCUCCUCAUCGAAUCGUUAUCGAAUGAUCGAUCGAUAUUGUGAGAACAGAUGUGUGCGUAUAUAUAUAUAUAUAUAUAUACACACACAGCUACGCAUAACGCGACGCGCAUUCGAGUUCGUGCUCGUAACGGUGCCCUCGCGAGAGAACAAGUGUUUCAGCCGGCGCGUUGGCGACACCGGGUCAGCUUCCUCUCUGCUUCUAGAUCAAAUGACGAGAUGCCGAGGCUGUUCUAUCUGUUCUUACUAACGGCUCUAAUGAUGAGCACAGAAGCGGCGAAGGGCGGCGGUAGAGGGGCUGGUAGAGGUCGCGGCCGAGGAAGGGUCUACGGCUCGCGGAUGCCCAUCCUGAUACCUCAUCGAAAUCCCGCCAGUGCGCAUUACUACGAAAACAAAGACGGCGCCAAGAUCGUGAAAGCGUCCCACUUUGAGCUGGACUACAUGCUGGGCAGGAAGAUCACGUUCUUCUGCAUGGCUACGGGUUUCCCGAGACCGGAAAUCACCUGGCUGAAAGAUGGGAUCGAGCUCUACCAUCACAAGUUUUUCCAGGUGCACGAAUGGCCGGUCGGCAAUGACACGAUAAAGUCAAAAAUGGAGAUCGAUCCGGCAACGCAGAAGGACGCGGGAUACUACGAGUGUCAGGCGGACAAUCAGUACGCCGUUGACCGCCGAGGCUUCAGAACGGACUACGUCAUGAUCUCGUAUUAAACACGUUCACUGAUCGUAGGCUCUGUGAUCGCGCAGUAUCCUAGCACGAGUAUAGAUCGAUAGAUUUUUACCUGAAAAAAAAAAAACAAAAAAAAAACAGAAAAGAGUAACCGUUUACCGUUUAUCACUCUAAUCGGAGAGAUAUCGAGGAGAAAUUAGUCAAACCCUCUCACACGAAUAAUCGACAAAAGACUGAUCGAGCGAGAUGUAAAAUUUACAUUGCAAAACAUUCCGCCCGUUUUUCUUCCCUUUUUUUUUUUAACGCGAGAAAGCAGAGAUUUUGUCCCACGGUUUGCACACCGACCAACGGAGCCCGUUCUCUUCUGCCGACUCUUUUUCACGCGGCUGUCCGUUCGACAGCAUUCACAUCGUGAGACAGUAUCGAAUAGUUCGCUUCCUUUUUCGAAGGCAAAAUAAAACGAUCGAUUUUUCUCCCGUCGAGAGUGCCGACGAGAGACGUACGCAGAUACGAAUAACAAAUCCGGCGGUUCCCCCCCAGUUCUUAGUCGUUAAAGCAUAAUUGACUGUUAUAAGGGUAAUACGUCUGUAGCGCGCGAGGAAUAUAUCGAAAAUGGUUCAUCACCGUGAAUUUAGCGAGCCAAUUGUGUCGCACAAAAGUGACGUGGAAGGAUAUAACACUAUUGCGUUGGCAACGCGCGCGGCAAAUCUGUAGCACAACGUAAAAUAAAUCAUUCGCAUAAACUC